CGCGAAAUUUCCACUCGUUCGCGAAUUCGUCGUCCGUUAUCCCGUUGCGAUUACCUCGACACGAUGCUGUUGAAGGGCCCUCUCAUGUAGUCGUCACGAGCAAUGUGUUCUUAUGUUGUUCUCGGCUCUCUUUCGCAAUCUUCGUGUCGUGAUUACGAUGUCUAUCGGUUGCAUCUACGCAUCGAUAAAUACACAAUUACGCACAACAAAUUACAGCAAUACGACAAUAUUCAACACAGAUGGGCCAGUUACAAAUCAUCUCCUGUAUAUACAACACCUGAGGAUUAUACAGAUUAUGAGAUAACAAAAGAUCCAAAUGAAUGGAAAUAUGUAGAGCGUUUACUUCCAUAUAAAACAAUACCUAAACCACCCACUGGUGACAUCAAGUUGCCAUCUGGUUGGAAACCAGCAUGUGCUUCACCAACCGAUUAUCCAUAUUUUAUACGUCGUACAAGAAAUCACAUGCAACCUGUAUAUUUGGAGAUUACAUACAGAGGAAUGAGAAAGAUUACAAUAGUUAGCAAUAUUGAGGGAGACAUAUGGGAAUUAGAGCAUGAAUUAAAGACUUAUUUGAAGAACUACUUUUUGAAGAAGAAAACUAUUUGUUCUCAAAUACACGAAUUCUCAGGUAGAAUUAAAUUCCAAGGAGAUUAUGUAUCUCGUAUCAAGGAAUGGAUGGACAUGAAAGGAUUCUAAGAGUCUUCAUGAUUAGGAAUAAAUUGUUAUCUACUGUAAAUAUAAGAAAAAUAAUAAAGUUGUGUUACCAAAUAUGUCAGUACCUUUACUAAUAGUCCAUUAACCAUUUUACUCAGUUUUAAUAUGUCUCAAAAGAAUUAGCAACCUUUCUUUUUUAUUUUUUUUUUUUAAUAUUCACCCAAUCUUACUUUUUAUUGAUUAGUCAAGAAGAUAAGAGGUAUUUUAACAUUCUUCAACAUUACUUUUAUUAGUUUGAAAAUAUAUAUUUAUGUAAAUGUUAAAGAAAUUACUCGUACACGUUCUUAAAGUGUCAUAAGUGUAGUAUAUAUAUGCGCGCGCGUAUUGCACAUCUAAUAAUCUUAAAUUAAUGAAAAGAUCUGAAAUAAAAAGAUGUACAAUGUUACGCAAAUAUCGGAUUAAAUAAUAAUCAUAACAAAUCUACAUGUAUACUAUUGGUAAAAUAAUUACAUUUUCAUAAGCUUAACAUAGGGCUCAAAGUGUAAGUCUUUGCUCUCUUUCUCUAUUUGUACGUAGUAUAUAUAUAUAUAUAUAUAUGAUAUAUUUAUCUCAUUCUGUAGUAUCGUUUUCCAUACACAUAUGUAAGAUGAUACUAGUAAACACAAAAUAUGCGGUCAAACAUGCUGAUGAUUUAAGUGAAACUAUGAAUGUGCCUUUGUGUAUACACGCAUAUGUAAAAUAUCAAAAUAAAUAUGCGAUAUUCUAAUAUUUUUAUCUUGGAUACAAAAGUUUGUGGAUUUUAAAUACUUCUCCCCAUAAUAAAACCUAAUGAUAUUUUUAUAUAUACGUUUGGAGUUAUUUUCCAAUGUUUUGAAAACUACAUAAUGCACGUUACAUGAUAAAGAGAUCGAGAGAAAGGAAUAUACUCAGGUGAAAGAUCCCGGAUAUGCUGCUUUAUCCUAUCAAAUACAGGAUUUUUAAAGGACGUGUACAAACUUUCUUGCGGUAUAUUUGUUACUUUUUUUUUUAGAUUUAUUUAAUGCGAAUAGAUUUUUGUUUAUUUGAUGCAAGUGUCAAGAUUUACUUGAA
Harpegnathos saltator (Jerdon's jumping ant) is the source of this 1743-nucleotide messenger RNA. RefSeq names its product mitochondrial ribosomal protein L49 (gene mRpL49). Gene Ontology annotation, molecular function: translation initiation factor activity; structural constituent of ribosome. Lineage: Eukaryota; Metazoa; Arthropoda; Insecta; Hymenoptera; Formicidae. The transcript has 3 exons. The coding region runs from base 103 to 696 and encodes 197 amino acids. Gene Ontology annotation, biological process: translational initiation; translation. Gene Ontology annotation, cellular component: ribosome; mitochondrial large ribosomal subunit. The record is from RefSeq and is a predicted model, not a curated record.